Symbiodinium necroappetens is the source of this 7732-nucleotide messenger RNA. The record is from the annotation of a GenBank genome assembly. NCBI's taxonomy places the organism in Eukaryota, Dinophyceae, Suessiales, Symbiodiniaceae.
AUGCCCGAUACAUUCUGGGCUGUAUUUCUGGUGCAGUUUUUACAUAUUGGGCCCUGGCUGGAGGAAUUCCCGCCUUUCCAAGGCCGACCGCUCAGGUCCACCCCCGAGCAAGCCCCAACCCGUGUGCUUCCCGCCGAGCGGUCGUCUUUGGACCUGCCGGCGAGCCCUAACCCCUUGCAGGCCUCGGGCCACAGCUCCUCCGGUGGAGCCCUAGGUCCCACCUUGGAUUUCUCCUCGCGCCAGCGCUUGGCUUUGGCUUUCCCUUCCAUCCCUGAUAGCUGCGUGGGCCUCUGCCGAACCCUUACCGGGUCUGAUCUGACCGCCCGAGAGCGAGCGGAGCGCGCUUGGUUGGCCGGCUGCUGGGCUGGCGCUGUUUUGAGGGCCGAGGCAAACCGCCCGGUUCCUUCCCCGGCUCUUGGCCUGCCGUCGAGGUUUUACUGCAUCUUGCGAGCCUCUGGUCUCGAACGCCCCGUUGUCGUUGCCUCGCUCGGUGAUAUGGACUUUCAGGCCAUCGCUGCUGUCGAGUCGGGUGCCGUAGAGAUAAUUGAGUUUUCGUGGCCUGUGGCCACCCCGGAGCAGGCUCCUUACCAAUGCCUCGCUUACUGUAUUAUGAAGCGUCCCUCUGGCUUCUUGCUUUGUGUACCGGAGGGUUUCCUAGCAGCGGAGGAGCUGGAUCAAGGCCAGCAGGCGGAGGAAGCAGAGGGGAUCGGGCCCUCUUUUGCGGUGAGUGCCCCGGCCGUCCGUUUGAUCAACGACGGGGAAUGGAUUUCACCCCCGGAGCAGGAGCUGGUGCAUGCGGUGGUGGUGGACUUGGCAGCCCAUAUGUCGGCUCAGGUUUCCCCAGCCGAUUUUGCCGUGCAAGGCCUCUACGCUUUCAAGGACGAGGCGAAGGACUGGCUGGCAACCACCGAAGGUUUGCCCCAGGACAGGUCAGGUUACCAGACAGCCCAGUCGGCACCAGAAGGUCCUGCACCGGCCGGCCCCAAGGAGCGAGCCAAGGCGAAACGCCCCACCGUGCAGCAGCUGGCUGCCCAGCAGGCUCAGACGAUGGAGCUAAUCACAACAGUUGUUUCCCGCCUGGACUCCCUGGCACCCAAGGCAGGCGAUCAUGUGCUCGAGGCCCCCGCGGCGGCCCCGCUCCCGGCCGCAACCGUGCCUGUGCAGGCUGCCCUUCAGAUGCCCCUGGCUUCCGUUCUCCCACCGGCCCAGACAGUGCCAAAGAACCUCGCGGCAGUACUGGGCCCGCCGCCUCCCGUGCGCCUUCAGCCGCAGGCUGCUGUGAAUCAGCUCGACAAGGACGAGGAAGCGGCAAGGUGCAUUGGCUCAGGAGAGUUGCCCGCCGGCGGGCCCGAGGGUUCAGUCUUGACCUCAGCCGUCCUGGCCCAAAGCCAGGCUUUGUGUGCACUAGUGUCUCAGCUGUCCGCGGGCUCCUCGGACCCCCUCCUGGAGAUCUCCUCGGCCCAGGCCUCGUCUGUGAGAGGAUCGGUCGGGAGAGCAAAGUUGCAGGCCGAGCUCGGGCAAAGGACGGGAACCUUCGCCUCCAAGAUUCGAGAAAACAUGGAGCGCCGCAUGGACCCGACGAAGCUGCUCCCCCAAGGCCAGGUGAGCUACAUGAGGUAUUUGGAGAGGCACGGCUCUUUCGCAGGCCAAACCCUGCUGGGUAUGAUAGCGUGGCAGGUGGCCCAAAGCCUCGACCUGCUGCAGGCCGACUCCCUGGACGGUGCGCGCGACGUGCUAUCCCUGCUGCUCCUAAUGUUGGAGCAGUGUGCCCAAGACAACGGGGACAGCACCUUGGGGUGGCUGCUUACCUUGCAAGCCGACCCGCCUCUGGGCCUGUUCCAGCAGCCUACCAGCCUGCCCGGGUCCAGCCUCCAGACCUCCUCCCUGGCGGAGCAGCGUUGGAUUACUGUUGCCUUGGCUUUUGUGAAGGAGCUGGAGACCAUCUCGGUGAGAAGGGCGGAGGCCACCCCGAAGCAGCAGCCUCCCGCCAAGCCACCUGCCUUGCCAACGGUGCCGCCAAAGACCGAGUCUGCGGAUCAGCAGCUUUCUCGAAAGCAACAGCGGGCAGCAGCCUGGGCCGCGAAAAAGGCCGCAGAGGCGAAGAAGUGCAAGUUCCUUUGUGCAGCCAGGUCGCGCCUCGCCUGCGCCACCUCGCCGCCCGAAGCGGCCAAUCCCUCUACCAAAGCCCCAGCCGAGGGCUCCGCCUUUGCUGAAGAUGCAACCUUUGAUUUCUGCGCCUGGGUCGCUGCUCUACCGCGGCUCUUGAAACAGGGCCGGACCCAGUUCGCAUACUUCAUGAAUUCGACGCUUGCUCUGCCGAGGGAUGCCAGCCAGGACCGCUUCCCACCGUUUGCGCAAGAGUGUUCGGCGCUGCCCCUCAGCCGCGACCAGCACAAGGUCUACGCGCGUGGCUUGCACAUUGCAGCGCGCCUUUCUGAGGUGAUCCGUUUCCUCAAGGAGUCCGGCCUGCCCUCUGGUUUUUACUCCGGUUCCAGCCCCUUGCCCGAGAAGGGGCCCGAGGUUCCACACCAAAGGUCAGGUCCUGAGGCUUUGCGGCCCUACGGUCCCCUGCUGGCAUCUCAAGUUGCUCUUCAUGGUCGCGGCCGCUGGGACCCCACGCCGCACCUUGGCCCCUCUCUGAAGAUGGCCUUCCUGGAGCCCGAGGUGAUCAGGUUUCCAGGGACACUGGCCCCCUGUGCUUCCUUUGAGAGGGAGGACAAAGAUGAGCUGCUUGCUCUUUGCAAAAUCUGGGACGCCGCGGGGUUGCUUGAUUUGGCGCCGGGCCCGCUCCCUGACCGAGCCCUCACCCGCGUUUUCGGGGCUUUCAAAGCCGAGGGCGUGCAGAGGCAAAUCGGAGACCGCAGGGGUCAGAACUCAAAAGAGUGCAAGCUGGAUGGUGUUUCGAGGUUUCUGCCUACAGGGCCUCUUCUCUGCCGGCUCCACGUUCCCAGGGGAUGCUGUCUGGUCGGUUCCGUGACGGACCGCCGCGACUUCUACACACAAGCGGGUGUGUCCUUUGAAAGAUCCCGGACGAACACCUGCGGGCCCGCCUUCUCUUUGGCCGACUUUCGAGGUACAGGGGCUUACCUUUCUUACCGGCACCGUGUCGAUAGUGGCGAGGCCUGGGCCUUGACCUCGUGCGAAGGGGUGCUCGAUUUCCCCCAAAGGUCCAUCCUGGCCUCCGACUCUAGCCUCGUUCACCCCACCUUCCUUGCCCUGCUUCAGGGCGAUGCUGGAGGAGUUGAGUUUGCUACGUCGGCGCAUGAGGGGUUGCUUCAAGAGUUUGGCUGUCUCCAGGGCCGGGGUAGGCUGCAGUCCGGUGCUAGAGUUGAUGCCAGGGGCCCUUGGGACGGCUUGAUAAUCGAUGAUUUUUUCUCGCUGAGCAUUGAGCCCGCCAACUUCGUGCCCGGCUGUGCCUCUGGCUCUCUCGCUGCCGUCCUUCGGGCCAAGGAGGCCUACUCCAAGGAAGGCGUCGAGGGCUCCGAUGCUAAAGACGUACUUGCCCAACGGGUUUUCAAGGUUGCGGGUGCGGUUGUUGACAGUGGCCCCGACAUCGUCCGAGAGGGCAAGACGCUCAUCGGGGCACCGGUUGGAAAAAGGCUUGCCUUAGCCGCCGCCUCUCUACGGGCUGCCUCCCUUCCUUGUGUCAGCGAGGAGCUGGUUGAUAUGUUGUGCGGCUCCUGGGUGUCCUGCCUGAUGUUUCGUCGCUGCCUCAUGUCUACGCUCGAUAAACUGUUUGGGCUUGGCCGCUCCGGCCCAGCCGAGGCUACUUCUGGAGGCCACCUUCGCCCUCUGUCCCGCCGGGCCGCUGGUGAGUUGCAGGUCCUGGCUGUUCUGGCGCCUCUUGCGUGCUCCGACCUGUCUGCGGUAGCGUGCCCCUCUCUCUUCGCGUUGGAUGCCUCCAACACGCAUGGGGCUUACUGCGAGUUGGGAGUGUCGCCGGAGGUCGCUCUUGAUUUCUGGCUGGCCUCUGAUUUCAAGGGCCACUCUGCGCCCCUUGCACCCGGGCCCCAGGCAGCUGAGUGGAAUGCCGCAGGUGACGCUGAGGUUGGCGACGAUUGUGAGGCCGAGGCCCCUCUUCUGCAGGAGGGGGUCCCUAAGCCGCUGGCCUUCGGCUUUGACUUUCUCGAGGUCGGCUCCUCGCUUGGCGCCGUCGCAAGGGUGAUGCAGGGCCGAGGUUUCAAGGUAGGCCCGUUGAUCGACAAGAGGAGGUCUAGGCAGUAUGACCCCUGCUCCCCCGACCUCAGGGAGUGGAUUGUUCACCUGCUUGCCUCCAGCCAGCUCAAGUCUUUGUUGUUGGUGCCCGCCUCUGCCUCUUUCUCCCCUGCAAGCUUGCCGAGGUUGCGGUCUCCCCGGGCCCCCUUUGGCUUUGACCCCGCUGAGGCCCGAACGUCGCACGACAACCAAGCCAUGUCUACCUUCUUCCUUCUCUUCGCCACCGCUCUGCGUUGGGAUGUUCCGGUUGCGCUCUGCCUUCCUCUCUCGUCCCUCGCGAGAUCCACCAGGAUUUGGAAGAAACUGCGAGAGAAGCCCGGAGUUUUCGAGCUAGAGUUCAGAUUUAGCCUCGGCGCUGCGGUCCCUCAGCGGUCUUUCGCGCUCCUCACCUGUGGCCUUUCAACCGAGCGCCUCGCUGAGCUCUCUAGGGCCUCCCCGUCUCCUUCAACACAAGGGAAGGGCCCUCUCCCAGCCUGCUUUGCCAAGGUGAUUGCGCAAGCCUUCGCGUGGACUCUGCGGUCCCUCGCCGAGCCUGACUCCCCUCGGCGCUCCGGUCUCGAGAGUGUGGCCGUCAACGAUCUGUUGUGCUCCAGAGGGUGGAAAACUGUCUGCGCCUGGCCCUGGCGCUCGCCCCAGCACAUAAACCUCCUGGAAGCUAAAGCUGCGCUUGCUGUCGUGAAGGAGGUGCAAAGGCGAGGUGGAGACAGCAAGGUGACAGUCCUCUCUGACUCUGCGGUCGCGAGAGGUGCCAUCGCGAAGGGCCGCUCGUCGUCUAGACUUUUGCGGCCGAUCCUGAUGAGGAUCGCCUCCUACCUCCUCGCCGGUGGCGUCUAUAUCGGCCUGAUGCAUGCGCCUACCCGCCUCAACGUUGCCGACGACCCUUCCCGGCAAAAGGAUCUCCGGCCAGCCCACCUGAGGUCGAUCGUCUCCGACCUGGGCCCCUCUGCCCUGCCUUCCCUCCUUGGACUUUGUGGCCUGUCUGCCAGCUCCUCUGGCUGGGUUCGGCUCUCCCUCCUCCUGGCCCUUAGGGUCAGUAGGUUAGAGGGUCGGGUUCUGCUACAGUCGCUCGCCGAGCCGCUUCGAAGGGAAAUCGCUGGAGGCCCUCGUCUGACCAACCAGGACCCACAGAAAGGCUUCGACAGUACUCUUGGCUACCCAGGCGAAGGCCCGGUUAGGCCAAGGAACGCCCUUGACGAGGGCCGGCAGAGGGCGCGUGCACACCAGCGCCUUCCUGAAGGCCGGACCGUACUGGAAAGGACGUCUACAAACAGGUUGUGGUUGCUGGGUUUCCUGGAGAGCUGGCUCGCAGCACGUGGCGUGUCGCCUAACUCUUUCUGGUGCCUCCCCGCCGAAGCCGUUGCAAAGCACCUCACGGACUACGGCAGAGAGCUCUUCGACGCUGGCAGGCCGUACUGGCACUACGCGGAGACGGUCAACGCCACGGCAGCGAGGAGGCCAGCCAUAAGGAGGCAACUGCAGCAAGCGUGGGACUUAGCCUUCUCUUGGAUGAGCUUGGAGCCCCACACGCACCACGUUGCUAUGCCAGCGGUGAUUUUAUUAGCAGUGCUUUCGGUGUGCUUGCUCUGGGGGUGGCGGUCGGAAGCUGGUGUCUUCGGCUUGGCAUGGGGCGCGCUGCUGCGCAUCGGGGAGGCCACCGCAGCUUGCAGGGCUGCGCUUAUCCUCCCGAGAGAUGUGCUAUGGACCCAGAGCCAUGUAUUACUCCGCAUCGCGGAGCCCAAAACGAGGCUCCGGGCCGCGCGCCACCAGUCCGCAAAGCUUGAGCCAGCCGACCUGGUACAGCUGGUUGACAUAGCCUUCCGCGACCUUCACCCGACAGCAAAGCUUUGGCAGGGCUCCACGCAAAGGCUGCGUCGCAGGCUGGACAGCGUCUUGGAACGUUUGGGCGUGCCCACAGCCCGAACUGACAAAAGGACUCCGAGCUUGUCAGAAGGAGAGGCAGGCUGCAGCGUGGACUCGGGCAGGCAUCCCCACGAGAGCUUGGUACCACCUCUGGAGAUAAGCGUUGCCAUUUGCACUGGUUUGCCCAGCGGUGCUUUCUUUCUUCGUGCAAAUGGACGAGACUUCCUGCGGAGCAAAAAUGGAGAGCGAGCACUCCAUUUCUCCAACAUCAUGCCUCAGCACGUUUGGAUAGGCUCAGAGCUUGUCGUGAACAACGCCAAUUAUGGCCCAGAAGCAGUUGCGUGUGAAGACGAGGACACGGUCAUGGUGCGCAAGUCCAUUGCCAACAAAAUGUUCCACCAUUGUGGUGCGCACUACCUCUACGACUUCGACAACCCGGCGGGAACCUGCUAUGCCUGGUCCAAGAACUGCUGGAAGCGAGAAACAAGCUGCAUGGGCCACAUUGAGCAGCGGAGAAUGGUCGCGCGAAAGGCGAACCUGUGCGAGGUUCCCCUGGUAGCAGUGCGGGGCCAGAGGUGCAAAGCAACGCCUUACACGUACAAGCCUGCUUCCAGCUGCGAUGGAUGGAGCGGACUUAUACAAGAUCAGUGCACGGCAAGGUGCAGCAGCCACGCGCAGGCUAAAAAUUGCCCGCGCAAGACUUGUCGUGCUGCCGUGUUUUAUCCGAAGACCGGCUGGUGCCAUUUGGUAGAUUCUUGUCCCGAAGUUGAGCCCAAUGACGAUGCCACUGCCAUCGUCCACGAGGUCCCAAUGAAGGCAAUCGAGGGUGCCAAGUGUUCAAGCCGCUAUUACACGUUUGACAAUGCAGACCAAAACAACCUUUGCGAUGGCUGGAGCGGGUUGACAGUUGCCGAGUGUGCACUUAAAUGUUCCGGCAACGAGCAGGCCACAAACUGCCCGCAGAAGACCUGCGUGGCAGCGACCUUCUACGAGAAAACGGGCUGGUGCCACCUCCACGACACAUGCCCGGACCUGAAUAACAAUCCGGCUGCAACGGCCAUCGUUCCGGAGGCUGCGCGCUGGUGCAAAGGCGGCGGCACGAAGAAGGCCUGGAGUUGCGAUGCCAUCUCGGACAGCACCGAAUGCGAAAACUCCUACACGAGGAGCGGCGAUGGCAAACAUUUCGUCCAGUGCGCUGUCACGGCGAGUGGCCAGUGCCUGGCUGCGGGCGGACUCUGCAAACCCGUCAACUCGAAGAACGAGGGCUGCGGUUCCGUCACUGGCUCGUCUGGAUUGGGGAUCGGAUGGAACUCCAUCUCCGUGAUGAAGGAAGGAAUCUUGACAAAUCCAGGCCAGCGCAAAUACAAGCUCCAAAACGUCCCUUCUGUACUCGAUGGCGGCAUGUACAGCGGUACAAAGACUUGGCCGAAGGCUGGCACUUGGACAAUCUCGUACAAAGCACCAGUUACCCUCUACGUGUGGGUCAUGAAAGAUAAGUACAACGCUGGCGUCGAUGCUGCACUCAGUGGCGAUGGCUGGGAGAAAGUGGAUGCUGCAGGCUUCAAGAGAAGUGACAACCAUGCGCUCAACGUUUGGAAACGGUCGUUUACCUCGGGCAGUCAAUACGAGAUCAAGACCACCGGGCUCAUGGUCGGAG